ACCGCAGUGCUUCCCUACAAUAGAGGUUGCUUUAUCCACUGUGGGGAGGUUACCCCUAUCAAUCAAUUUUAUUCAAUUCCUUUCAUUUUUCUAUCAUUCUGACUGGUGCAUUUUUAAAUUGAGUUUUUAUUUAAUUUUGAAACUUAACAGGGAUCACUGUGCGAAAGGAGACCAGAAAAGGGGAAUAAGUUUUAGAAUGUCCUGCUCGACAGGGAAACUCUUAAUUUCCCUUUUUCUACUCUUAGUAGCCUUUGCUUCAAAAUGCAGUGGAAACCAAGCAUCAAAGGUAGUUUGCUACUUCAGUAAUUGGGCAAUUUAUCGACCAGGAAUUGGAAGUUAUGGAAUAGACGAUAUUCCUGGUGAUUUAUGCACUCACGUCAUUUAUUCAUUUAUUGGUGUGAAUGAUGCUACCUGGGAAGUUUUAGUACUCGACGAGGAACUUGAUGUCGGGAAAAAUGGAUUCAAAAAUUUUACAAAUCUUAAGCUUAAGCAUCCUAAUCUAAAGACAGAAGUUGCUGUUGGUGGAUGGGGCGAAGGUGGAAAAAAAUACAGCAAUCUUGUCAGUGUCAAAGCAAGACGUGAUAUUUUCAUUCAAAGCGUUAUUGAAUUUAUGAAGACAUAUAACUUUGACGGUUUCGAUUUGGAUUGGGAAUAUCCUGCAGCAACUGAUAGGGAUGGUAAAUUCUCAGACAAAGAUAAUUUCUACUUUUUCGUGCAGGAACUUAGAAGGGCUUUCGAUAAUGAAGGAAAAGGAUGGGAAAUUACAAUGGCAGUGCCUUUGGCUAAAUUCCGUCUCCAAGAAGGUUAUCACGUUCCAGAACUUUGCGAAUAUGUUGACGCCAUCCAUGUGAUGGCAUAUGAUCUUCGAGGAAACUGGGCUGGUUUCGCAGACGUACAUAGUCCACUUUACAAAAGACCGCAUGAUCAAUGGGCCUAUGAAAAAUUGAACGUGAACGACGGUCUGAUGCUUUGGGAAGACAUGGGAUGUCCAGCGAAUAAAUUGGUAGUUGGGGUCCCCUUUUAUGGAAGAACUUUCACAUUGAGUAACAGCAACACCAAUUACAAUAUGGGAACUUAUAUCAAUAAAGAGGCUGAUGGGGGAGCUCCUGGAAAAUAUACUCAGGCUAAGGGUUUCCUGGCUUAUUAUGAGAUUUGUACAGAAGUUAAUGACCCUGAAGCUGGAUGGACAAAGAAAUGGGAUUCUGUUGGAAAAGUUCCGUAUACCUACAAGGGUAAUCAAUGGGUGGGAUACGAGGAUAAAGAAAGUAUUGAAAUAAAAAUGCACUUUAUCAAAAAAAAGGGCUAUGCAGGAGCGAUGAUUUGGGCCCUCGACAUGGACGACUUUAAGGGUCUUUGUGGAAAACCUAACGCCUUAACGCACAUUUUACACGACAAUAUGAAGGACUACGAAGUUCCUGAGCCCACUCAUAAACCUCCACCCAGGCCUGAAUGGUCAAGGCCACCAAGUACGACACCCAGUCCUGGUUCGGGACAAACGAAACCUCCAACACAAAAACCUCAAACACAAAAACCCUCAACAACAAGACCACCUUUAACGACCCCUUCAAGAGAAACUGAGGAAACAACUCCCCGUCCAACUUGGUCAGAAAAACCGACUUCGACUCCAAACCCUAUUGGUGAUAUUGAUGAAAAUUCGAAUGAAAUUCAGUGUGGAGAACAGGAUUUCAUGCCUUCAAGAUUCUGCACUUCGUACUACCGCUGCGUUUACGGUAAACCAUUGAAAUUCCAAUGUCGAGAUGGCCUCCUGUACAACCCCGAAACAUUCCUCUGUGAUUGGCCACAAAACGUGGAUCGUGACAACUGCAAAAUGUGAAAAAAGUGAGAAAAAAAACAAAUAAAAUCAAACAUGGCCGUCCUGAAUAAAUACGAAAAAA
Molecule: messenger RNA, 1895 nt
Organism: Belonocnema kinseyi
Lineage: Eukaryota; Metazoa; Arthropoda; Insecta; Hymenoptera; Cynipidae
Product: endochitinase
Exons: 11
Coding region: 197-1834 (545 amino acids)
Biological process (GO): chitin catabolic process; carbohydrate metabolic process
Cellular component (GO): extracellular region
Molecular function (GO): chitinase activity; chitin binding
Source: RefSeq, a predicted model, not a curated record